Cajanus cajan (pigeon pea) is the source of this 385-nucleotide messenger RNA. The record is from RefSeq and is a predicted model, not a curated record. NCBI's taxonomy places the organism in Eukaryota, Viridiplantae, Streptophyta, Magnoliopsida, Fabales, Fabaceae.
CCACCUCUCAUUUCAUUCUCUUCUUCCCUUGUUCUCAGUCUUUCCCUGUUCUCCCACCCACACGAUGCAGGGCCUACACCGCUGCUCAAACGACGUCGUCCAACUAGACCUCUCCACCACCAACUCCUCCUCCACCUCCUCCUCCUCUUCCUCCCUCUCCAUCGACGUGGACGAGUCCACCGAGGCCCGCAUCACGCGCCUCAUAUCGGAGCACCCCGUCAUCAUCUUCACGCGCUCCUCCUGCUGCAUGUGCCACGUCAUGAAGAAGCUCCUCGCCACCAUCGGCGUCAACCCCACCGUCAUCGAAUUGGACGACCAUGAGAUCGCCGCCCUCCCUCACCCCUCCCCCACUCCCGCCGUCUUCAUCGGUUGGUCUAUUGGGUAG